Molecule: messenger RNA, 1567 nt
Organism: Athalia rosae (coleseed sawfly)
Lineage: Eukaryota; Metazoa; Arthropoda; Insecta; Hymenoptera; Athaliidae
Gene: Ubc6
Product: ubiquitin-conjugating enzyme E2-17 kDa
Exons: 4
Coding region: 447-932 (161 amino acids)
Biological process (GO): protein polyubiquitination; proteasome-mediated ubiquitin-dependent protein catabolic process; DNA repair
Cellular component (GO): HULC complex
Molecular function (GO): ubiquitin conjugating enzyme activity
Source: RefSeq, a predicted model, not a curated record
GCUGUUACCGUUCGUGUCUCACUGUCCUCCGUUAUGGUGUAGUGUAGGAAGUGGAUGUCUUUAAUUUGUCUGUGACAUAGGUUUUUUAGCCAGUGUUUUCUCCUGGUGCGUGAAAAUUUGACAUUACGGAAAGAUAUCUAGUGAGGAAUAAAAGGAUCAUUCUGGAACUACUAGCGUAACAAUAUCCGGGCAUAACGGUAUACGCUGAGAUAUACAGCAGCAGGUUUCAGUUCGGGGAGAAGCAGAUAUACGCAUCAGAAACCAACAACGGAUGCUUUUCGUCUUCGUCUCCGCUAACGCGACACUCAAAGGAUCGUCGUGGGUUCAGGGUUUUUUUUUUGUUCAUUUAGAGGAACCCAAAUAGUCUGAGCACCGGUGUUAAUACGGUGAAAGGCUUGACAUAGGAAUUAUCCGCCACGAAGAAGUGAUCACAUCAUUUCUGAGGGAUGUCCACCCCUGCCAGAAGGAGGCUCAUGAGGGACUUCAAAAGAUUACAAGAAGACCCACCGACUGGAGUUUCUGGCGCACCAACAGAUAACAAUAUCAUGAUAUGGAAUGCAGUAAUUUUUGGACCACAUGACACUCCUUUUGAGGAUGGAACAUUUAAACUUACCAUAGAGUUUACGGAGGAGUACCCAAAUAAGCCACCCACUGUGAGAUUCGUUAGUAAGAUGUUCCAUCCUAACGUGUAUGCAGAUGGAGGCAUCUGUCUUGACAUAUUGCAGAACCGUUGGAGUCCGACAUACGACGUAUCUGCCAUCCUGACAUCCAUACAGUCUCUCUUGGAUGAGCCGAAUCCCAACUCUCCAGCAAAUUCAUUAGCUGCGCAAUUGUACCAGGACAAUAAACGGGAAUAUGAAAAGCGGGUGGCUACAAUUGUUGAGCAAUCUUGGCUCAACUUCCAGGAAAGUCAUACGGAGGAUCCACGCUGACAUUAGGUGAUACACAUUCACGUGUAAUUUGAUUGACUUCUAUUUCUAUAAUUAUUUGCAAAGUGAACUCUAGCAAUUAACGACGUCACAGCUUAACGAGGCAGCGCAAGUGUAGAAAUUUUUUCGUCUGCAAACUAAAGUUGUUGCUGCUUAUUUACAACAGGAUGAAUAAUUUUCUGUCCAAUACCAAAUAAUUUCUCUUUCAAAAUUCUUGCGAUAUGGCACUACCAUAACGUCCGUUCAAAAAGUACAAAGAUCAGAAUCAUUGCUUUCGAUUUUUUUUCAGAUCAUAUCCUCUUGUGAAUUUGAAAAAAAUGAAUAAUUUUAAUAAUAUUCCCCCCUAUGGAAGAAAUCCUAUCUCUUUGAAUUGGUGAUCAGCUAAGCUUCCUAGCUUCAAGGUAUUCCAAAAACAGGUACGAUAAAAUUCAUGAGACUCAAUUCACUGACGAAUACUUGUGCAGGUAAUAUUAAAAGAUAAUUGUAUCCAAUAUAAAGAUAAAACUGGAUUUUAUUAUCAUUUGUGAAUGUUACAAAUAUAGUACGGACCUUAGACUAUACUUAAUAAGAAAUUCUGUAAUCGGAACAAAUGUAAUGAAAUAAAAUGAUUACCUGGAUUAUUCAGGUUACGCAUUUAA